AUGUCGCGCGAGGAGAAGAGCAAAGAAAAAGAGAACGAUUUUUUUCUCGACGCUACCGAAGAAACCGAUAUCGAAGCUGUUAACUACGAAAGCGAAAGUAGUCAUGAGAAUGAUGGUGGCAGUUACGAUGAGCUUGAUCGCAAUGAAGGACAACCUGAAUCUUUCUCUUCUCAACAAUGGCCACAAACUUUCAAUGAGGCUAUUGAUCCAUUGACGAUUAAUGCUCCGAAUCUUGGAUCGAUUCUGAGAGGGCCGAGUGUUCUAUACCCGAGCUUUGUGGGUUCAAAGAGUUACUUAGAGUUACAAGAUGGAAAGGCUUCUUUUCUGUCUGGGAGUCAAAUUCAGGAAGGGUUUCCUAGACAAUCGACAUGGUGGGAAAAAGCUUCAAUUCAAAUGCAUGUUCCUGAAGAAUUGCCUCAUGGUUAUGGAUGUACCUUCACUCAGACUAUAUUUAAUGGGAUUAAUGUGAUGGCUGGUGUUGGGCUUCUUUCUACACCUGAUACUGUGAAGCAAGCUGGGUGGGCCAGUUUGUUGGUGAUGGUUAUUUUUGCAGUUGUGUGCUGUUAUACAGCAGAACUAAUGAGACAUUGCUUUCAAAGCAGAGAAGGCAUCCUUAGCUACCCAGAUAUAGGAGAAGCUGCAUUUGGAAAAUAUGGUCGAGUUAUUAUAUCAAUUGUUUUGUACAUUGAAUUAUAUUCAUAUUGUGUUGAAUAUAUCAUCAUGGAAGGUGAUAACCUUACUGGUCUUUUUCCUGGAACAUCCUUGCAUUGGGGAGGUUUGGAUUUGGAUGCCAAGCACUUAUUUGCAAUUUUGACUGCACUUGUUAUUCUCCCUACUGUUUGGUUGAAGGAUCUUCGUAUAGUCUCCUAUCUCUCAGCCGGAGGGGUUAUUGGUACAACUUUGAUCGCUAUUUGUGUGGUUGUUGUUGGGACAAGAAGUGAUGUUGGAUUCCAUCAGACUGCUCCAUUCGUGAAGUGGAAUGGCGUUCCAUUUGCUUUUGGUAUCUAUGGGUUUUGCUUUGCAGGACAUUCAGUUUUUCCCAAUAUAUAUCAGUCUAUGGCUAACAAAAGAGAAUUUACAAAGGCAAUAAUCACAUGUUUUGUUUUGCCCAUGUUUCUAUAUGGAGGUGUUGGAAUCGCGGGAUAUCGCAUGUUUGGUGAAAAGACAUUGUCCCAGAUAACAUUGAAUCUACCACCAAAUGCACUUGCUACCAAAGUCGCUUUGUGGACUAUAGCAAUUAUUCCGCUAACUAAAUAUGCUUUGAUGAUGAACCCACUGGCAAGAAGUGUAGAGGAAUUGUUGCCUGCUAGCAUCUCAAACACUAAUUGGUGUUUCCUUCUUCUAAGAACAGCACUGGUUAUAUCUACUGUUUGUGCUGCUUUUGUGAUUCCAUUUUUUGGGCUAGUGAUGGCUUUAAUUGGUUCUCUCCUCAGUGUUCUUGUGGCAGUGAUAUUGCCCGCUUUAUGUUUUCUAAGAAUUGUGGGCAAAAAGGCAACAAAUACACAGGUUGCUCUCAGUGUUGUAAUUACUGUAUGGGGAAUAGUUUGUGCUGCUUUUGGAUCAUAUUCAUCUCUAUUAAAGAUUGUGCAGCAGCACUGA
Lathyrus sativus (Indian pea) is the source of this 1599-nucleotide messenger RNA. The record is from the annotation of a GenBank genome assembly. NCBI's taxonomy places the organism in Eukaryota, Viridiplantae, Streptophyta, Magnoliopsida, Fabales, Fabaceae.